This is a messenger RNA of Pieris brassicae (large cabbage white), 796 nucleotides long. RefSeq lists its product as uncharacterized. Gene Ontology annotation, molecular function: transmembrane monodehydroascorbate reductase activity. Bases 49 to 795 code for a protein of 248 amino acids. Lineage: Eukaryota; Metazoa; Arthropoda; Insecta; Lepidoptera; Pieridae. The record is from RefSeq and is a predicted model, not a curated record. The transcript has 3 exons.
ACAUGUAGAAUUUUCCUUUUACUUUAAUGUAUUAAUUAUUUCAUAAAAAUGGCAGGACGUGGUUGCAACCUUGAGUGCGUUAAGGGAGAUGACGCUGGUAAAGACAUUAUUGAAUUCAUGGGUCCCGUCAAAAUUAUUUUGGUUGACCAGCCAAAAAAUUUGUAUAUGAGGAAGAGGUUUGCUGCUGCGGCCAUAGUAUUGGCACAUAUGAUGAUGGGAGCAACUAGUAUGACCGUUUUAUACUACACAUUGAGUUACCAAAAGGAUUCAGCUCUGUUCGCAUCGCAUAUUGUAUUAGGAACAGCUGGGUUGCAACUGUGCAUGCCUUCGGGUAUUCUGGCUCUGCAUAAACUGGCUGGUUCCACCGCCGUAUUGAGACUGCCUCACCGACCAUUCGAACACUUUUGGCUUCAAUGUUUUGCAAUUAUUUGCGGCGUUUUGUCGGCACUGGCAUCUUUUUUCUUCGGCGACUUUAAGAUAACGGUUCAUUCUGUAACAGGUGUAGCGGCAACUUCAAUAGCUAUUUUAAAUGCUAUAUUUGGGAUCAUAGUUUACGAUUACAGCGGCACAAGGAUAGAUCACACUGAAUUAGGUUCUGCGCGACAAUUUGUCUACAAAGCUCACAAAUUUUUAGGAAUGAUAUCAUUUACUGUAUCAUCUGCAUGUUUUAUUUCGGGAUUGUUAAAAGAAACAUUUGUGAAAUGGGCUCCAGUAGUUGAAAUACCUUAUAUCACUGUUAUAUUCUGUGUUUGUUAUACACUUGUUGUUUUGUAUAAGCCGUUAAGAGAACAUUAAU